UGAUGCAGAAGGCCAGCACGCCCACGCCAGGGAGCCUCCGCCGCCCGCGACACCCAGCCCUGGUCAGACAGUUUUCCUUGCCGCAAGUGUUAAGGUGUCCAGUACCUCAGUAGCCGCCUCACAGCACAGGUGUUGCCCAGGUGUUGAAGGACACUUAGUGUGGAGUGCGCAGUGUCCCGCGAGUGUGUGUGAUGGGCGGAAGGACCGUGGCCACGGCAACUCUUCAGGGAGGUCGUGUGCCUGGCGACGCCCCCACACGCGCCUCCUAGCCUCCGCCGCCAUGUUGAGUGUGGGGGGGCUGCCCGACCUGGCACCUCCAGGGGUGCACCGCCGAUCCAAGAGUGACUGCCGCCUGGACAAGCCAGACAAGGCGAACGAUGCCGUGCCCCUCGCCCUCAGCCCGCGCAGCCUGUCCCCCUCCGCCCUGGAUGAACGCGCUCGCACGCGCCCCUCCUCGCCCGCCCUGGUGCGCUCUCCGUCCACCUCCUCCAUCCCUGAGAUAUUUAUCAGCGGCGAGGACGAGCACGGCUCGGCCAUGUCCCCAGUCACGCGUCUCGCCGUCUUCUCUCUCGCGGACUUUCUCGAGACGGUCACGCUGCACCCUGAGUCCCGCAGGCACCAGCUGCACCACCACCACCAACGGAAAAAGUGUAGCACCGGUGAUGUGGGCGGUAGCGGUCACGGCAGCGGGCGCAGGCGGUCCCCGCUCGCCGCCCGCAAGUCCACUCCUGCCGCGGGAGGACCUGGGGGCGGAGAGGUGAGCGCCGCCACCCCCGCCGGGAAUAAUGUAGGGGGUGGAGGCGCUGGCGGAGCGGCGGGGCAAGCGGCUCCCCAUCAGAGGACCACGAGCGGGGGCCAGACGGGGCGGCCUUCCAAUGCGGCCUCUCACUUCGAUGACACGGGGGUGCACUCCUCCACUGAAGACUGCGAUGCGCAGGAGACGGUGCCAUCCUCGGGGGUGUCCAAUGGAUCAGGCGAAUUGGUGGAUGCCCUGCGGUGCGCCACGGAUGGCGGAGGUGGUGGGGCGGGGCUGGACGACAGUGAGGACCAGCUGCCGCACCUCCAGCGUACCAGAGAGGCCGUGGAGCACAUCCAGAGCAAGAUACAGAAGACUAAAGACUUGAUUAAGGAGGAGCAGAAGGCAAGGGACGAAAAUGUCAAUGAAUACUUGAAGCUUGCUGCAAAUGCUGACCGGCAGCAGAUGACAAGGAUCAAGGCAGUGUUUGAGAAGAAGAACCAGAAGUCAGCUGCCUUGAUACUCCAGCUGCAGAAGAAGCUGGAGAACUACCAAAAGAGGUUACGAGAAAUUGAGACACAUGGGUUGAAUGCAGCGCACAGACAGCCCAAGGAGGUGCUGAGGGACAUGGGCCAGGGACUCAAGACGGUGAUUAGUAAGCCAAAGGAGAUAGCACACCUGAUCAAAAACAAAUUUGGUUCUGCUGACAAUAUCAAGGAGUUAGCCGGAGAGGAGGAUCGAGAUGAGGAGCGGGCACACCAUGGGUCAGCCACCCUGCCUGUGGGGGCCAGCCUGGUGCCCCCCACCUCCUCUAACACAGGGGCUGCCCUCCCAAGUCACCAGCAAAGCACGACGGGUCAGGGGGCCGGCGGCAGCAGCAGCGGCGGUGGCCACCAUGGCAGCAAGAUUGGGUCUGAGGAAGGGUCAGAGUGCAACUCGUCCAUCACCAGCGAGAGUGUCCCAGGCGGCAGCACCACCCUGGCGCAUCUCACCUCCCCCAGGAACCACCACAGCCAGCUGACGGGUGUUGAUUAUUUUGGUCAGGCGGGAGGAAUGUCGGUAGAACAGCUUCUCAUGGAGCUGAGGGAAAGCAGGGAGGAGAUAGCCAGACUAAGAGAGGAAAUAGACUCCACCAAACUGGCCCUGGCUGCCGAGCUGAAUGGCAUGCGGGAGGGGCUGGCCGAGGAGCGCUUCAGGUGUGAGCGGCUUGAGGAGCAGGUGAAUGACUUGACAGAACUACACCAGAAUGAGAUGGGCAACCUGGUGACAAACAUGGCAGACAUGGAGGAGAAGGUGCAGUACCAGAGUGAGGAGCGAAUCCGAGACCUUCACGAGAUUGUGGAGAACUGCCACACCAGGAUCUCCCGCAUGGAGCACCAGCAGGCCCAGCAGCAGCAGCAGUACCUCACCCUGGAGGGCCUCGAGAACAGCAAUGCCCGGGCUGUGUUUGUCAAGCUCAUCAAUGUGCUCCUCACAGUCCUGCAGGUGCUGCUGCUGGUGGUGGCUACGGUGGCCAACAUACUAACGCCACUGCUGCAGACACGUUCCCGCCUCAUAGCCACCACCACCAUCAUCAUCCUCGUCGUCUUCGUCUACAUACAGCUACCUGAGCUGAGGGAGAUGUGGCUGGGAGCCGUGGAGCGCUACCGCCAGCUGUUCUCCUUCGUGUAGGACGUCCGUGCUGUGCUGUCACCACUCAGGUGGGCAGGGCGCCGGCCUCCUCCACAGCGCAUUGCUCGAGUCCCUCAGCUUUGUUGCACCAGGUCCCACUGGGAAGAGUUAGAGGAAGUGCUGAGUGAGUUCAUUCAUUCAGCUUUCUCUCCACAGUAGUCUAGUAGAACCACCACAAGCAAGAGAGUCAUAUUGACUCCCUCGCUCAAAUGUUCUUAGAGGACUUAAGUGACUUAAGUCUGAUGCUGUGAACUGUACUAGGAUCAGCACAAGGAGACUGCACUGUUUUUAAAGUGGAUGUGCCGAGCAUCAACGUAGACUUUGUGGAAUAGUCUUGAUGAAUUACAGAACAGUGGUCAUGAGGUGAACAGUGUUCUUCAGUUGUAGCAGUGACAGUACCAAUGCAUGUUGCCAGUGACAGAACACCCCUUGCGGGGGAAGUGAUGGACCAUGACAGAGAGAGGACUUGGGCGUGUCGGCUUCCUGGAGUGGCCUCAACAACUGGAAAACACUGUGGUUCACGUGAUGGAGGGUUGGGGCAGGGCUUAUGUGAUAGUUCAUACCAAAGUUGGGAACAGCUUGUGCAUUCCCUUUACUCUCUUCCACUCCUCUCUCUUCUGCUCAGGCCAUCAGGUGUAGCCACACGGCACUCAUGGACAGGCAGGUGUGUGCAGGAGGCGCCUCUGUUGUCGGCUUGGCACAAAAUCACUUCUGCAACAUGCCAUAGACCAGCCCAACACCUUGCUUCUAUGGGAUGCACGUCAGACCUUGGAAUCACAUGUUCCUGCCAAUAGUUUGUAACAAUAAGGGCCCCGUGUUGCCAGGGCCGACAAGAGAGGCGUGGCCCACGUGCAUCCUGCCAACUCUACAGACUUGCUCCCCAGCUCUCUAUUCCUUCCCUUCACCCUCUAUCUCUGACCCCAAGCCACCUCCAUCAGGCAUUAUUAUUAUUAUUAUUAUUAUUAUUAUUAUUAUUAUUAUUAUUAUUAUUAUUAUUAUUAUUAUUAUUAUUAUUAUUAAUAUUAUGCCACUUUUCUGUACUUCAUCACUGUACAUUUUCUAAUUUGUUGUAUGAUGAUGAUGAUGAUGAGGUAUUAGGAUGUUGUUUGGGAAUUUGGUGCUGGUGUGAGAGCAAGACACUCACCAUGUUACUCACACUGGCCUCUCAGUGUAGUGUGUGUGUGUGUGUGUGUGUGUGUGUGUGUGUGUGUGUGUGUGUGUGUGUGUGUGUGUGUGUGUGUGUGUGGAAGAGUGAGAAUGUGGGAGUGUGAGUCAGGAUGUUGAUGGUGUCAUCUGUGAAGAGUGAUCCACAUUGUUCACAUCUUGGACUGCUUUUAAUGACUGUCUUGUUUUCAAAAUUUAUAUUACAACAUGGGAAGCAUCACCACAUGCAUUUUUCAUUGAGUGCUGCGCCCUCUGACGUCCUCAAACCAUUAGUCUCUCAAGGAGUUUAUUCAAACACUUGAUAUGGGUCAGUGAGUUCAUCAGGAAUAGCCUAUGAAAUUCAAGGAUGGAUUUCCUAUAGCAAUAAUUUAAAGUUUAAGGUAAGAAGCUGCAAAUUGAUAUUCAAAUAGUAGAGCAAAAUAUGAAAACCUAAACUCUAAAGCAAUAUUCCAAAAAUUAAGGUGUUGAAAGUAUAUUUUAAACUGGUAGAGGGGUAAAGUCUAAGGCACCUGAACUCCUGUUGUUCUUGUGUUCUCUUCAAACGGAAGGAAAAUACUGCACACCAUUUGAGGCAUUGUAUGGUUACACACUCCAGCAACUUUUGGAAUGAGAAGCUUAUAGAAGUAGAGUUGCCUUGUACUUACAUCCACUCAUGUACCACCUUGUGUUUGGCCCACUGCUUAGACCCUAAGAUCCAUAUUCAUGCCUGUUCCUAACUGCGACGGAAGCGAUGCAGGCACCACCGCGCCAAACACACCGCUGUGACUGUGGCCGCUGCAGUCCACUGGAUGCCUGGCAGUGCUGUGAAGGAAACAGGUUGAUCUUAGAGGACACCUUUACAGCAAUGGUGGCGGUGGUAGUGCAGGUGUUUGUCCCCAUCUCGGCCAGUGCAGAUAUUACAGGCACUCCUCUCUCCCUCCAUCUAUGACCCAAGGUAAUGGUGAGGCACCAGUCUGGUGUAUCACGAGAAAUGAGCAAGAGGAGUGCCCUGCCGCCCCACGCUCUGGCCUUCACCACUACCACCACCACCACCACCACGACUACUUUCCCUCACUGAGGACUCAGGAUCACACGUCCAUGUCCCGGGGCCGGUGGUGUGCGGGCGUGCUGAACGGCCCAUGUCGGGUGUGGGGACGAUCAUGUGUGUGCAUUGCAGUCGCUGUUAUGAACUCCCUUGAGUACGGGUGUGUGUCGUGUGUGGGAAGCCGGCCGAGGCUCGGGCCGGUGGUUAACGUCUUAUUAUAUGUUUUCAUAGAUAAUAAUACUGUAGGGAGGAGCAUAGUAAUGUGCGAGAAUAAAGACUGUGUGGGCCUCACUGGCAAUUUAUAGCCAAGCCUUCAGUAUUGAGGCUCUUUGUAUUUAUUGUAUUGUCACCCUGUGUACAUUUAUAACAUUGUGGGUCUGUUGGUUGACUCCAUUAUUACUAUGAAGUUUUGGGGCCAGUUUGGUAUUAUAUUAAUAUGCGCCACUUGAAGUCUCAAGUAUUAGAGCAGCAUUGGGCCCCAGUGUGACACUUGAGUAUAUUCCCAUGUCCUGCAGAUGCCUAAAUCUUAGCAUAACGUAGAGACACAUUGGCUGUUGAAUCAGUUCAGACAGGAAUUCCAUUUUCCACAGUGAUUUUUUGGUGAGGUUACCAGUGGUUGCCCAUUCUUGGUUAUAUUAAGGGAAUUCUUGCUUUUUUUUUCUAGUUGACUCUUUGUUUAGGGGAAGCAGGGUGUGGCCGGAGGAGGGUGAGUGUUGCUCCCCUCGCUCCGCCACGCCCGACCUCGGCCACCGGUGUAAUGCAUUACGUUUGAGAUCUGACACAUCUGUAAAGUUUUAUUUUCAAAGUGCAACUUUUUGAGAAAUUUGAAGCAUAUUAUAUAUUAAUUUUAAAGAUUUUUUCCUAGGAAAUUUAUAGUAAAGAAGACACUCUG
This is a messenger RNA of Scylla paramamosain (green mud crab), 5487 nucleotides long. RefSeq names its product transmembrane and coiled-coil domains protein 1-like (gene Dmtn). The record is from RefSeq and is a predicted model, not a curated record. Gene Ontology annotation, cellular component: endomembrane system. The transcript is spliced from 11 exons. Bases 281 to 2407 code for a protein of 708 amino acids. NCBI's taxonomy places the organism in Eukaryota, Metazoa, Arthropoda, Malacostraca, Decapoda, Portunidae.